Oncorhynchus keta (chum salmon) is the source of this 8923-nucleotide messenger RNA. Its product is annotated as rho GTPase-activating protein 25-like. Gene Ontology annotation, cellular component: phagocytic cup. Lineage: Eukaryota; Metazoa; Chordata; Actinopteri; Salmoniformes; Salmonidae. Gene Ontology annotation, molecular function: GTPase activator activity. Gene Ontology annotation, biological process: activation of GTPase activity; phagocytosis, engulfment; negative regulation of small GTPase mediated signal transduction. The coding region runs from base 3100 to 4986 and encodes 628 amino acids. The record is from RefSeq and is a predicted model, not a curated record. The transcript is spliced from 12 exons.
AGUGGAUAUACAUUAUAUGGACAGGGAGGAGCUGAUCCUGCAUCAGCACUCCUACUCUUAGAUGCUUUAUGAAUGUGGCUCCAGAGGGUCAUCUGUAUAUGACUUAGGGAAAUUUGAGGGAUUGAUGUGUUUAAUUAAAGAGAUGGGCCUGUGGUAAACUGUGACUGACCCACAUACAGAUUAUCUCAGCACUCUGCCUGAUCACAUAGGGCCCAAAUCUGAAAUAUUUUACAAACUGUUACCUCUUUCACUCUGCCUAAUCACAUAUAGUACGACCCAAUACUGAUUUACUUUACAAUCGAUCACCUCAAUCAUCCAUUGAUGCCAUAGGUCUACUGUAACUCCAGAUUGGGAUCAAAUUGUGUAUGUAAAGAAUCCACUGCCAUUCAUAGAUGGAUAAAUGUUCAACGUGGUACAUUAUUGAAAUGAGAUUUUUGGAGUAGCCUAUGUCUUACUUAAUCAAUCCAAAUCAAAUGUUAUUGUUUGCAUACACAUAGCAGAUGUUUUUGCAGGUGUAGUGAAAUGCUUGAAAUCAAAGGUUCAUGCAACUGGAUCUUGAACAAUAAUUAGCUACACAGAUUUUUAUUUUACCAGGCAAGUCAGUUAAGAACAAAUUCUUAUUUUCAAUGACAGCCUAGGAACAGUGGGUUAACUGCCUUGUCCAGGGGCAGAACAACAUAUUUUUAACUUGUCAGCUCAGGGAUUUGAUCUUGCAACCUUUUGGUUACAAGUCCAACGCUGUAACCACUAGGCUACCUGCCACCCCAAUAAUGAAAAGAUACCUCAGUUUCUGCCAAUAACAUUUUUAAUGUAGGAUUAAGUAUCAUCGCUAACACAUAUAUUCUGUGAUUCUAUUCUGUAACAGUAAAAGACAAAGCAAUAUGUAGGAUAUGAAAUGUCCAUGCAGGGUCUAAUACUUACAGUGAGGAGAGUUCAUAUGAAAUCUGUUCACUAAAAAGCCAUAGAGGUAUGUUUGGGAUUGGGUGAUCUGCACUGUCUGCACCUCCACUAUCAUCAUCUCUGUGCUUCACAUCCUCACCAUCCAUGUCAUGUAGCUCCACUAAGAUGGGGUUUUGUCAAGAUGGAAUACAGCUUUUGUCCAAAUUUACCUCGUAGCAGGUUCGAAGACUUUACCCAGCAGAUUAGGAUAAAUCAUACAGCAGGUUAAGGUUAGGAAAAGUGUAGGGUUACAAUUAGCAACAACAACAAAAAACUAUUUGGGACAAAAGCUGUAUCUUGUCUAGACAUGACCCUAAUAUGGAAGGCCACAUAAUAGAGUGAAACCUCUAUACAGUCCUGAAACCAUACAGCUCUACUCUUUGAAAUGCCUACUUCCAUAAGCACAUUUUUCCUAUAUUUUUUUGUGUGAUAAUUAUUUGAGAUCCUGUCAGUCUUUAACUUACCUUGCUUAUUUGUAUUACUAUGUUGACUUGUAUACUCUACUGGUAUUAAACUUACCUUUGAUUUUCAAUAUUAUAUUAUUAUAUCAUACUAAUCUUGCUGUUUUGGAAAUUAUAUUAUCUAUAUAUCCUUCAGUUUUUACAUUUACAUAACUCACAGAUUUACUUAGCUAAAGUUCAGAGAAAUAUUCAGGCAAUACAGGACAUAUUUAAUGUGUUUGUCACUAUUUUAUCUCUUAUUGCUGUGGUAUCAGGUGCAUUAGCUAGUUCUGAAGAUACUGGCUGAUGUCGGUCUAUGGAAACUAUCUGUGGUAACUUUGUGCUGCAUUCAAGAGAGGGAACCUAUUGUAAUGUAUCAUGCUGUGUAGAUGAUAGAGGCAUUGAUAGAAGUUGUCAGAAGCCAACAAGUGGAAUAUUGGAAACCAACCAGUGAGAAUGGUGGUACAUUUUCCUUGGACUUCAUUGGCGGUAAUAACAGUAUUGUGCCAGUUCCAUGUCAGUAUUAUGGAUAGCUGCCACUUGAGUGUGCUAAAGUUUAAAAUAGAUCAUUUUUGUGUUAUCCUCCUUGGUCUAUUAAAUUGAGCCUCUGCCAGUAUUGCACUUACAUGUAAAAGCAGCAAGAUUAUACCUUCUGCAUCACUGCUGUUCAAUAACAUUCCAUCUCCUAAGGUUAACUUGAAACUUCUUAUGGGGGAAAUGGGGAUCAUUAUUCCUCCUUAACAAUUUGCUCUUACAGAAAUGAGAAUUUCCCUCACCAAUAGGUUAAUCAUAAUAUUGAGCAGACAUAUUUUGAAAUGUCCUAUUACACAGCUCUAUUUUAAUACGUUAGGAAUCUUAUCAAGUUAUCUGCUAUGGAGAUCUGCUAUGUUUGGCUGUUCAAGCAUACACUUCUCCUCUGGGUCUACUCUGGUUGGUUUGCUUUUGCUCUGAUAUAUAUUGAUAUUUUAUGAUUUCUGUUUAUUAUUGUAUAUUGUGCAAUGAUUUGUGUUAAAUUGUAUUUGUUUUAGGAAACAUUUUUGAUAAUGUCAGAAAAAUGUGCUUGGUCUUUCAGUAAAUAUCUUGUUCAUAUGUUUGAUGACAAUAAAAGGAAAAAGGUAAAUGUGUGUCUGUGAACUCAUUGGCUGUAUGUUGCCUGUAAGCAUCAUUGCCACAGUUUGAAGAGACUGCAACCAUGAAACGAACCCACUUCCCCUGAGAGAGAAGGCAAGGAGACCAAUGGUUUAGUGACACUUGAAUUUUAGGUCAUUUGAAACCUUCCAUCAUGGAGCACCUAAUGCUAUUACCUACAUGGAGAUAGGAGAACAUACAGUGGACCAUUAGAAUAGCAGAACAUGUAUCUACAGAGAAGUAGAAAGGGACAAGCAACAAUGUGUUUUAACGUUUUGAAAAAAAAGAAGAUUAAUACAGGAAGUAGGAAGUCAGAUACAGAACAGUUUUAGUGUGACUGGCAGACAGGAGAUUUACAACAAAACCCUUAAUGGAUGUGUGUGUGCUGUGUGUAUGUGAGUACGUGUGUGCAUUUGUGUUGUGAAGUGAGACACUGACCUUUCCUAUGAAGGAGGGAGAAUGUCUCUCAAGCUACCUCGGAACUGGGACUUCAGCACCCUCAAAGCUGAAACCGCCAAAAUAGACGACUAAGACACUCAGGAUGUUGCUGAGCAAUGGAUGGCCUUUUAGUAAAGGGUAAAGAAACCCAAACAUGGACAAAUUACUCAACCUUGUUUCAUAUGCCCGGUCUAAGAGUGUGAUGCCUGGAGAGGGCAGCCCUGGGUCAGGCUCGCCCGGCUCCACCACCACCUCCAUGGAGAGGCCACUGAAGGCCGGCUGGCUAAGGAAACAGAGGUCCAUUGUGAAGAACUGGCAGCUGCGUUACUUUGUCCUGAGAGGGAGCACACUGACCUACCAUAAAGACGAAAAGGAGGGGAGUGUCCAGGGAGUGAUCCAACUGAGGUUCAGCAAAGUAAAUGAGCUCCCACUGAACCAAGACGACCCAGGGAAAUUCCUGUUUGAGAUCAUGCCGCGCAGCAGUGGUGAUCGGGAGCGGUGCCCCUACAUUCUCAUGGCCAACUCCCACAGUGAGAUGGAUGAGUGGGUCCGCACGCUGCGCAGGGUGGUUGGAGCACCCUCUAGUGGAGCGAUAUUUGGCAAGAGCUUGGGUGAUACUGUGACCUAUGAGCAGCGGUUUGGCUCCCACAUGGUGCCCGUCCUGGUGCAGAAGUGUGCUGAAUUCAUCAGAGAACAUGGACUGGGUGAGGAGGGCAUCUUUAGACUACCGGGACAAGACAACACCGUCAAACAGUUCAGGGACGCUUUCAACGCCGGAGAGAGACCUUCCUUCCCAAGUGACACAGAUGUCCACACAGUAGCGUCGUUGUUGAAGUUGUACCUAAGGGAUCUGCCUGAGCCAGUGGUUCCUUGGACACAGUACCAAGACUUCCUAGACUGCAGCCCCAUGCUGGACCCCAACAGUGCUGCAGGUCGUGAAAGACUGGAGAAGCAGAUCACCCUCCUUCCUAGACCCAACUAUAACCUCCUCAGCUACAUGUGCAGGUUCUUAUUUGAGGUGCAGCAAAACUCCAAGGUGAACAAGAUGAGUGUUGAAAACCUGGCCACGGUCAUUGGGAUCAAUCUGCUCAAGCCCCACAUCGAGGACCCCAUCACUAUGAUGACGGGGACUCCUCAGAUCCAGAAGUUGAUGACAGUGAUGAUCAGACAGCAUGAGGCUCUGUUUCCUCCGUCUAAAGACGUGGCUCCUUCACCCCCCAGCAAGAAGAGUGAGAGCAAGAAGAACAGUGCUCCACGCAGCUUUGUGGGCUGGGAGUCUGCUGAGUGUGAGGGCUUUCAGUCAGAGUCUCCAGAGGAGGAGGAGGAAGACACAGACAACCUGGGGGCCGAGCCAGUUACCAUCUCCAUCCCCCAGCAGCCCCACUACCCUUUCUCAUCCUCAGACCUGGACCCCUUGUCUGGAAGCCCCCGCAAACGCACCCAGACCCUGCCUACAUUGAACUGCCCUGUCCCUGGGAGCGGGAGGGCCCGCAAGCUGGAGGCCAUGAACCGCUGGAGCCGCAUCCAGGAGAGCAGCGAGGAGAAUGGAGAGAAGACUCUCUCAGAGGACAUCUUUAAGAUCCUGGACCUGCAGAAGACGUCUCUGUUCGGAGGCGCCCAAAAGGACUGGGAGGACAGAGGGACAGGCAGGAGAGGAAGUGACAUCACAGUCACCUCUUCCAAACCCAGCAAUGACCCCCAGCAAAAGUCUCAGUCCACGACCCCUGAGAAGAAGACAGAGGCCAGUACAGCUGUGGUUUCAUCUUCAGACCUCCAACCAGACAGCAAGGCUGAUCAGCAAGAGGACAGCCAGGGAAACUCAGAGCACCUCAGUACUAGCCUGCAGCAGAGGAACAAAGAGCUGAGUGCCACAGUAGCAGAACUGCAGUCAGCCCUGGACGCAGAGAAGCGCUGUGUGUCCGCUCUGGCGAUCCGGCUGAGGAACGCGGAACACAGCCGAGACGAGGCCCAGAGACGUAACCAGGAGCUGGACCAAGAGAUACAGCAGUUCCUCAGCAGAGAACCACAAGGGCCAACUUAGAACCAUGAGGGCCAACUUAGAAGCACGAAGGGGCCAACCUAGAACCAUGAAGGGGCCAACCUAAAACCACAGGUCCAACCUAGAUCCAAUAGCUCCCCACCAGGGAACCAUGAAGCCUACCUAGAACAUAGAACUGCCUAUAGCCUUAAGUUAUCAAAGAGAUCCCACAAUAAAGUAUAUAGAUAUUUAACAUAGAUAUCUCUAAACUGUAACAUAACAUAGAGAUCCCUCAAUAUAGAGAUCUCCAACAUAGAGAAGAAAGCCCAUCACAGUGGACAUCACAGCCUCAUGCUGACCAGAGGCCACCUGCUGUUCUACGAGAGAGUCAAUGUCUUGGCCAGAGCUGUAACUCUGUCUGGGACCUGGAACAUGUUGCUACAGAUGCAGGAUCUUAAUUUGACAAUAUUCCUGCAGUGGGAAAAUAAUCCUGCAUUACCAGGAAAUGUGAAUUAUUGUGUGGAUUACAAUUAAUGGACAUUUUUGUAGGGGGUGAUACAUUUUUUGUUAGGGCAAGUCAAGUCUGACAUUUUCAAGUACACAUUACAAACUUUAGAAGCCUUUUUAAACAUUGAAUACACUAUAAGUUUGCAUUUCCUGCUGUGCAUGAACUGUCCUGCAAGAACAGGGUGAUCAAAUUAAGAUCCUAUAUCUGUAGGUUGUAAGUUGGUUUGUUGAGAAAACCCAUGGGUAAACUCUUUAGUCAAACCAGCCAUUGUGUUGACUACACUUCACAUUUUAUAAACACAAAAUAAGGAAUACUGUGACUGUAUAUGAAUGGCCUUUGCUCGGUGUAGAUGAUUAUGUAGUAUGGAUGUGAUGUGCAGUAGCCUAAACAGUGCUGAUAGUUGUUGACCAUGCUGGCUCCAUUACAUUGAUAUUCUCAGAUGAUUAGAGCAUGUACACGAAAUAGCAGGUUGCGCAUAAUGUCCAGGUUAAGAAAAUGUCCAGGACAAUUGGACUAUAAUGGUCUGUAUAAGUAUUUCGGCCAGGAUUCAAUUCCCAACACAGCGCUCUGGAAGCCAACUUUGCAGUUUUUAAUUAAAUUAAUUUUACCUACAUUCGCGGAGAUCAUAUUCACGGUGAACGUUGUGCAUGUCGGCUCAAUUGUUAAGGUUUGAAUCCUGUUAAUAUUUUGUUUGACCAGACAUUAAUAAAGGAGGAACAGAAUAAGUCAACUUGGCUGAUCAAUAAUCUGCACCGUUUGUCAUUAUUGUGACUUACAGGGUUGAACUAUAACCUUUUAACCUCACAGUCUACCAAUACCGGAUCCGGGUUCGUGACUACGGCUCAAGCUCAUUAGCAUAACGCACAAUGCGAAAAAAUAUUCCUAAAAAGAUUUAACCUCCACACAUUAACAAGUAAAAUAGCUCAAAUGAAGUUGUUUAUCUACCCAGCAAGUCAGAUUUCUAAAAUGUUUUACGGCGAAAACAUAGCACAUAUUUAUGUCAAACCACCACCACAGACAUAGCUCAUUUGCAUAGCCAAGUAGGAAAAAUAUGCAAUCAACAAACGCAGGAUUAAAAAAAAAAUCAUUUCACUAACCUUUUGAAAUCUUCAUCAGAUGACAGUAAUAUAACAUGUUACACAGUACAUUCAUUUUUUUUUCAAUAAUCUGCAAUAUAUAUCCAUAAAUCUCUGUUUACAAUGAUGCAUCGUUCAACAAAUGCUACUAAAAUGUCAGGAGAAAUGCCGAUAGCUCCGGCAGAUAACGUCAGCUAACAAGGAAUACACAUCAUAAACUUUGACUAAAUAUGCAUGUUUUACAUAUGUAUAGGAAGAUACACUUCUUCUAAAUGCAAUCGCUGUGUUACAUUUCUUUUUAACGUUACAGGUUGCGUUCACUAGGCUAUACUAGGAGUCGGCGCUCCAAAAUUAGCAUUAUCGCUCCUCUAUCUUGGAGUCGACAGAAACCCAAAUUUACCACAUAAAUAUUCCCUUACCUUUGCUGUUCUUCCAUCAAAAGACCUGGAAGGGAUUAUACUUACCAAACCAGCGUUUAGUUUUCAAGUCUGUGUCUUUCGGUUCUCAAAAUAGCCACAUUUCGGUCGAAAUGUAGGCAAAAUUCAAGUGGAUGCGCACCAAAACGUCGAAAUUACAUAUUAUAUGUCGAGUAAACUUGUCAAACUAUGUUCAUAAUUAAGCUUUAACAUGUUAUAAAGGUGCACAGAAAUCGUGAGGACGAACAGAAACACACACGUCGUUUAAUCGAUCCUGAAGAAAAUACAUCACCCGGCCAGAGCGCGCUUAACAGUCACCUUUUUUUUUUCGCUUGGCCGAGAGGUUUCGGCUCGCUCAAACUCCCGUGAGCGAGCGAUGCGUGUGAGAUGACGUCAAAGUUGGGCCAACUUUUUCCAUGACAAGAGAGCAUUUGGGAGAAUGCAUGCCCUGAGAGUUCUGCUUUACAUAGAGACAAAAUUGAAAUGGUUUUAGAAGCUUUAGAGUGUUUUCUAUUCGAUAAUAUUUUUUUAUAUGCAUAUAUUAGCAAUUUUGGGGAAAAAUAUUUUCAGUUUACUAUGGGCACGCACUUUCUCCAACAGGGGCAGUAUAGAGCAAGAGUUGGCAAUACAAUAAGUGUUACUAUAAUAAUCAUGUUUCAUAGAGUGAGUGCUAGAGAGAGAGAUAGAAAGGAUGAAUGAGGGGCAAAGUGAAUGUCGUCACUCACACUGACGGGGUCAGAGGAAAGAUAGUGUGUCAGUGUAGAUAACAUGUGUGUAAGGCCAGGGGAGAAAUGGCUGCUGGGAAGUGUGUGCAUAUGUGUGUGUGCACAUUUGUUUGUUCAUUCGUGUGUGUGGGAGCACGUUUGUUCGUGCUUGUGUGUUUGUGAGAAAGGCCGUGAUAGAGCGAAAGAGAGAGAGUGGGGCAGGGGUGUUAUCAAGCAUUCUUCAGCAAUGACAGGAGAAGGAAGGGAGAAGGGACUGCAUAAAUGGGACUGCAGGGGAGAUAAGCACACUGUCAACUGUCACCCUGGAGGAUGAGUAACAGGGGAAGGAAGAGCCUGUUCCUUCCCAUGUUCUCCACUCCUCACUAUCAAGAGUGUAUCUUUGCAGGUCAUAGUCAGAAGCUCAGGAAUGAGGACCCCUGAAUUGUGGUUGAACCAAGUAGUGGCAUCCAUACAGAUUUUGAAAGUGUAGUUAAAUGAUACGUCUAAAUUUAGGAUCUGCAGCUAAUGGUGGCAUACAUUAAUCUCACAGUCCAGCUUUUAGGCAAAUCUGAGAAGACGUAGUGUUGUGAUGAGGUAUUGAGUGUUUGAAAUCACAGUGUUUGGAAUCAGUCAUCGACGGAGAGAGAAGGUAAAAAGGGCUUUAUAAAUACAUUUGAUUGAUUGAUUGAUUGAUUGAGAGGUAGAGACAGUGGGCACUCAGUGUAGAUUACUCAUCUGGUCACUGGUCAGUGGGGAAGUGUUCUAACUUGAGUCAUCCAGGUUGCAGUUCUAGUUUGACCUUUGACUCCAUGCUGUCUCCCCAAUCACAGUGGAAUGCUUGGAGACCAGUCUGCCCAUGCAAAGCCCUUUCUCUCCUGCACUCCACUCUGGGCUGUGGAAUCUGGACUAAAGCUAAACUCAGGACCUUAGAACCACUGAACUGAGGGACGUGUGAGGGAACAGCACAGGGCACAUUGGAAGUAAUUGUAAGUCCUGCCUGCUGUGCAUUUAAUAGGCAGUGAGGCCUCUUAAUCAGACAUCCAGACAGAGAUAACCCAUUUCCAAAACUGCUGUGACUUCUGCAACAUGUUAGCCUACUAAAAGAGGAAGGGUACUUACAUUAAGUGUUGCAAACUUCCAAACUCAAUUAGGUAAUGAGUGGAUUACGGGAAAGUUGUGUUUUGUUGUGUAGUCUACUCUGUUUCCACAACAGACGGGGAAACAACAACGCUAUAUAUCCAUUUUCUGAAAUGUUGGUAAAUUAGCUGUUAUUGGUUAAAGGAAUUAUGAAAUAGA